CCUCUCCCCCUCCUUUUGCUGCGAAAGCAUCAGGAAACAAGCAAACGCAUGAAGCAACAAACAAGGCAACCACUAUUGAAUUUCCUUGAAGAAAAAAAAAACAAAAAAACCCCGGCAGCCUUGACCAUUCAGAAGAGCCCACGGUGCGGAGAAAACACGCGUCGGGAGAUCAUUUGCUACAUUAAAAGAUAUCGUACACCGCCAGAAGUUUCGAAAAAAUCACGCAGAAGUAACUUCGAGGCCAACACUGCUUUUUUACGGUCUUACUCUACUUUGCUUACAGAACUGCCUUAAGCCCUUAACUUCCUCUCCUUUUGUCUUCUGUUCCUUCUUCUUCUUCUUCUUCUUCUUCUUUUUAUUUUUGUUUUUUUGCUGAAAAAAGAAGAGAAAAAGAAUCCUUCUCGCCUAGCCCCUUCUUUGCUUCGUAUCUUCCUUAAACCAGCAAGAGAAUAUAAGAAGAAAGCCAAAGCCACUGCAGAGAACAUAAGGAGAGAGAAGAAGAAGAAGAAGAGAAAUCACGCUGGGAUUGGAGGUUUUGCUUGAUUUCAAUCAGAAGAUAAGACUAAAGGAGAGAAAAAAGGGAGGAGCAAGGAAGCAGAAUUAAGGGUUGAUAGACCGUGUGAAUCUAAAAGAAUCACACAACCAACCAGCAAUUAAAAAAGAAAUUCUUUUUGUUUAUUACCCUUCUUAAAUAUUCGCGUGCUUCGUACGGUCUAUCCACCCUAAUCUGCAUUUCAGAAAGAAAAAAAGAAAAAGAAAAAGAAAAAGAAAAAGAAAAGAAACAAUCAAACCCCCUCUUCACCCACUCUCUCUUUCAUUCGCUUUAUCGAGAUCUUAUUCAUUUGUUUUUGCUUGGAUUUUGAUUCUGUUUUUGUUUUCUUGAUUUUCUUAUAUUUUACUUUACUUUUCUUUCUUCUCCUUUUAGAGUAUUGAUCACUACUAGUUAAAUUAUCUGAGGUAAUGGAGAGCGAGAGUAAUGGUAGGGUUUCGGGGAUUGGAGGUGGAGGUGGAGGUGGUCCGUCUUACUGGCUUGAUGCAUGUGAGGAUAUUUCUUGUGAUAUUAUAGAUGAUUUUGUUGAUUUUGAUACUUCAAUUGUUCCAGAAUUAUCUGUUGAUAAUAAUUCCAAUGUUAAUAAUGAUUUCUUUGGAGGGAUUGAUCACAUUCUUGAUAGUAUCAAGAAUGGUAGUGGUCUUCCUCCUCUUCAUAAUGCUAGUACGACAGCUAAUGUUUCCAAUGGAAGUCGGGAUUGCAUUGUUGGUGAUGGUUGGUUUAUUAAUGUUGAAAAUGGAGUUUGCCAUGGGAGCUCGGUUUCACAAUCAAAUGGUGGUGAUAAGGACAAUAUUGACAGAAAAGGGCAGGUGGAGAAUGGUGGUAAUGGGUUGAAUUUGUCCAAUGGGAAGAGAGAAGAGAGGGUCUCAAACAAUUUUGUUAAAGAAAAUGGGAAGAAGGAUGAGCAGUCGACGGAGCUAGGUAUUGAUGGUGAUGAAAGGUGCGGUAAAAGGGCUAGACUUUGUUGUUAUAGAAAUGAGAGAGUGUAUUCUAGUAGAGGGCAGCAUGAGCAUAGGGAUAGGGAGAGAUGUUCUAGCAGGAAGAGGUCACGGGAUUGGGAUGAAAGCGACAGAAGGGAUAGGGAUAUUAGUCGAAGAAGAGAUAGAUAUAGUGGUAGUAAUAGGAGGGAUGGUAGAGAUAGGGAUUGGAGGGAAAGAGAACUUAGGGGUUAUUGGGAGAGGGAUCGUUCAGGGUCCAAAGACAUGGUUUUCCGAUUGGGCACUUGGGAAGCUGAUCAUAACAAAGAAGGAAGGGAGGCAAAUGACAAAAUUCAGGAGUGCAAAGGAGAGCUAGAGAAGAAAUCAGAGGAGAGUAAAGAGAAAGUCCCUGAAGAACAGGCCCGCCAGUAUCAAUUGGAUGUUCUUGACCAGGCUAAGAAGAAAAAUACAAUAGCUUUUCUUGAAACAGGGGCAGGGAAGACACUCAUUGCUGUACUCCUCAUCAGAAGCAUUUGCAAUGACUUGCGAAGGCAGAAUAAAAAAAUUCUAGCUGUAUUUUUAGUUCCGAAGGUUCCACUUGUUUAUCAGCAAGCAGAAGUUAUUCGUGAGCGCGGUUACCAAGUGGGCCAUUAUUGUGGUGAGAUGGGUCAAGAUUUCUGGGAUACUCGAAGAUGGCAGCGUGAGUUUGAAACAAAACAGGUUUUAGUAAUGACAGCCCAAAUUCUUUUGAACAUUCUGAGGCACAGCAUAAUCAAAAUGGAAGCCAUAAAUCUCCUCAUUCUGGAUGAGUGUCAUCAUGCUGUGAAGAAACAUCCAUAUUCUCUUGUGAUGUCUGAGUUUUACCAUACAACUCCCAAGGAGAAGAGACCGUCGAUUUUUGGAAUGACAGCUUCUCCUGUUAACUUAAAGGGUGUUUCAAGUCAGGUGGAUUGUGCAAUAAAGAUCCGCAAUCUUGAAAGUAAACUGGACUCAAUUGUUUGUACGAUAAAAGACCGCAAGGAACUGGAAAAGCAUGUACCAAUGCCGGCAGAGGUUGUGGUGGAGUACGACAAAGCAGCUAGCUUGUGGUACCUUCAUGAACAAAUAAAGCAAAUCGAAGUGGCUGUUGAGGAAGCUGCACAGUCAAGCUCGAGAAGAAGUAAAUGGCAAUUUAUGGGAGCUAGGGAUGCUGGGGCCAAGGAAGAGCUGCGCCAGGUUUAUGGUGUCUCUGAAAGAACGGAAAGUGAUGGGGCUGCUAACUUAAUUCAAAAGUUGAGGGCAAUUAAUUAUGCACUUGGUGAUCUGGGUCAGUGGUGUGCUUACAAGGUUGCACAAUCCUUUCUGACUGCCUUACAAAAUGACGAGAGAGCAAACUAUCAGCUUGAUGUUAAGUUUCAAGAAUCCUACCUGGAAAGAGUCGUGUUGCUCUUACAAUGCCAAUUAACAGAGGGAGCUGUUACAGACAAGGAUACAAAAGUUUCAGACUAUGGGAAUGACAAUAUUCAAGAUGGGCCUGGUUUUGAUGAGAUUGAGGAGGGAGAGCUCCCUGACAGUCAUGUUGUCUCUGGUGGAGAACAUGUUGAUGUGAUAAUAGGAGCUGCUGUAGCUGAUGGAAAAGUGACCCCUAAAGUGCAGUCACUGAUUAAAAUACUUCUCAGAUAUCAGCACACGGAGGAUUUUCGUGCGAUCAUCUUUGUUGAGCGCGUAGUAGCUGCUUUGGUUCUUCCUAAGGUCUUUGCAGAGCUUCCAUCUCUAAGUUUUGUUAGGUGUGCAAGUUUGAUAGGGCACAAUAAUAGUCAGGAAAUGAGAACAAGCCAAAUGCAAGACACAAUUGCCAAAUUUCGAGAUGGUCGUGUGACAUUGUUAGUUGCUACCAGUGUUGCUGAGGAAGGACUUGAUAUUAGGCAAUGCAAUGUUGUUAUUCGCUUUGAUCUUGCAAAAACUGUUCUUGCAUAUAUUCAGUCUCGAGGUCGUGCAAGAAAGCCAGGCUCUGAUUACAUCUUGAUGGUGGAGAGGGGAAACCUGUCUCAUGGAGCAUUCUUAAGGAAUGCUAGGAAUAGUGAGGAGACCCUGAGGAAAGAAGCGAUUGAGAGAACUGACCUCAGUCAUCUUAAGGAUACUUCAAGGUUAAUUGCGGUAGAUUCAAUACCAGGAACUGUGUAUCAGGUGGAGUCUACUGGUGCUGUUGUGAGCUUAAAUUCUGCUGUUGGACUUGUUCAUUUCUAUUGCUCUCAGUUACCCAGUGACAGGUAUUCAAUACUUCGUCCUGGGUUUAUUAUGGAGAAGCAUGAGAAGCCAGGAGGUCCCACGGAAUAUUCAUGCAAGCUUCAGCUUCCUUGUAAUGCACCAUUUGAGGAGCUUGAGGGUCCUGUAUGCAGUUCAAUGCGCCUUGCACAUCAGGCUGUUUGUUUGGCUGCUUGCAAGAAGCUUCAUGAGAUGGGAGCAUUUACUGACAUGCUCUUGCCAGACAAAGGAAGUGAGGAAGAAAAGGACAAGGCUGACCAGAAUGAUGAAGGUGAACCACUUCCUGGGACUGCUAGGCAUCGGGAGUUCUAUCCUGAAGGUGUAGCUAAGACACUCCAGGGAGAAUGGAUCUUAUGCGGAAGGGAUGGUUGCAACAACUCCAAAGUGCUUCAUCUCUACUUGUAUGGAGUCAAAUGCUUAAACAGUGGCACUUCAAAUGAUCCAUUCUUGACUCAAGUUUCAAAUUUUGCAGUGCUUUUUGGCAAUGAGCUGGAUGCAGAGGUCUUAUCGAUGUCGAUGGAUCUAUUUAUCGCUCGAACCAUGAUAACAAAGGCAUCUCUUGUCUUUAGGGGUCGCAUAGCUAUUACGGAAAGUCAGGUGGCAUCCCUUAAAAAUUUUCAUGUAAGGUUGAUGAGCAUUGUACUGGAUGUGGAUGUUGAACCUUCCACCACUCCAUGGGAUCCUGCAAAAGCUUAUUUAUUCGUCCCUAUGGUUAGCGAUAAGUCUGUAGAUCCUAUAAAAGAAAUUGACUGGGAUCUGGUUGAAAAUAUAAUUGGAACAGAUGCUUGGAGCAAUCGUCUUCAGAGAGCUCGACCAGAUGUUUACCUUGGUACAAAUGAGAGGACACUUGGUGGAGACAGGAGGGAGUAUGGUUUUGGGAAAUUGCGACAUGGAAUUGCUUUUGGACAGAAACCUCAUCCCACUUAUGGGAUCAGGGGAGCUGUAGCACAAUUUGAUGUUGUGAAAGCUUCUGGAUUGAUUCCUAAGAGGGGAUGGGAUGCAACUGAGACGCAAAAACUGGAGCUGACCAAAGGCAAAUUGAUGAUGGCUGAUACUUGUGUCAAUGCUGAUGCUUUGAUGGGGAGAAUUGUAACAGCUGCUCACUCUGGGAAGAGGUUUUAUGUGGAUUCCAUAUGCUAUGAUAUGACUGCAGAGAUCUCAUUUCCAAGAAAAGAGGGUUAUCUCGGUCCUCUGGAGUACAGCUCAUAUGCUGAUUACUACAAGCAAAAGUAUGGAGUUGAAUUGAAAUUUAAGCAGCAGCCUUUACUAAGAGGACGUGGUGUUUCAUACUGCAAGAAUCUCUUAUCUCCUCGGUUUGAACACUCAGAUUCAAAUGAAGGCGAUGCUGAAGAGAAUCUUGACAAGACUUACUAUGUAUUUCUUCCUCCUGAGCUGUGUCUAGUGCACCCUCUUCCUGGAUCACUUGUUCGAGGUGCCCAGAGAUUACCAUCGAUAAUGAGGAGGGUUGAAAGCAUGCUGCUCGCAGUUGAACUUAAGGAUAUAAUAAAUUAUCCAGUCCCUGCUUCAAAGAUCUUGGAAGCCUUAACUGCUGCUUCAUGCCAAGAGACAUUCUGCUAUGAAAGAGCAGAGCUUCUAGGAGAUGCUUACCUGAAAUGGGUGGUUAGUCGAUUUCUUUUUCUGAAGUAUCCCCAGAAACAUGAGGGUCAACUUACUAGAAUGAGGCAACAAAUGGUAAGUAAUAUGGUUUUGUAUCAAUAUGCACUUAACAAAGGACUUCAGUCAUAUAUCCAAGCAGAUCGCUUUGCUCCAUCUCGAUGGGCUGCUCCUGGAGUGUUGCCUGUCUUUGAUGAGGAAACAAAAGAUGGAGACUCGUACAUAUUUGAUCAGGAGAAGUCACUUGCUGAGGAUAGAACCGGAAUGAAUCAUCUUGAUGAUGGGUAUGAAAAUGAAAUUGAAGAUGGUGAACUUGAGAGUGAUGCUAGUUCUUACAGAGUCCUCUCUAGCAAGACAUUGGCAGAUGUUGUUGAAGCAUUAAUUGGUGUUUAUUAUGUUGAAGGUGGGAAAAAUGCUGUUAACCACCUUAUGAAAUGGAUUGGAAUUCAGGUAGAGUUCGAUCAUGAAGAGAUAGAUGGUGCAUCUAGGCCAUUCAAUGUUCCAGAAAGUGUUCUUAGGAGUGUUGACUUUGAUACUUUAGAAGGUGCCUUGGAUAUUAAGUUCAAUGAUCGUGGCUUGUUGAUAGAAGCCAUAACGCAUGCUUCACGACCAUCUUCUGGAGUAUCCUGCUAUCAACGAUUAGAAUUUGUUGGUGACGCAGUCUUAGAUCAUCUUAUUACUAGGCACUUGUUUUUUACAUAUACAAAUCUGCCCCCUGGUCGCCUGACAGACUUGCGAGCUGCUGCUGUAAACAAUGAAAAUUUUGCACGUGUUGCAGUUAAACAUAAGCUUCAUGUGCACCUUAGACAUGGGUCAAGUGCCCUUGAAAAGCAGAUUCGGGACUUUGUUAGGGAAGUUCAAGAUGAACUAUUGAAGCCAGGGUUCAACUCCUUUGGUUUGGGAGAUUGCAAAGCUCCGAAGGUUCUUGGUGACAUCAUUGAAUCCAUUGCUGGUGCUAUUUUUCUUGACAGCGGACGAGAUACAGCGGUUGUGUGGAAGGUUUUUCAACCUCUGUUGCAUCCAAUGGUCACUCCAGAAACCCUGCCAAUGCAUCCUGUAAGGGAGCUGCAGGAACGGUGCCAGCAACAGGCUGAAGGAUUGGAAUACAAAGCCACUCGAAGUGGCAAUUUGGCUACUGUUGAAGUUUUCAUUGAUGGUGUCCAGGUAGGAGUUGCACAAAAUCCACAAAAGAAAAUGGCACAGAAACUCGCUGCUAGGAAUGCACUUGUUGUUUUGAAAGAGAAGGAAACAGCUGAAGCCAAGGAAAAGAGUGAUGAAAAUGGGAAGAAGAAAAGGAACGGCAACCAAACCUUUACCAGACAAACAUUAAAUGAUAUCUGCUUGCGUAGAAAUUGGCCUAUGCCAUCAUAUCGGUGUGUCAAUGAGGGUGGUCCUGCACAUGCAAAGAGGUUUACUUUUGCAGUUCGUGUGAAUACUACUGAUAGAGGAUGGACAGACGAAUGUGUGGGAGAGCCGAUGCCGAGUGUUAAGAAGGCCAAAGACUCUGCUGCAGUUCUUCUCUUGGAACUAUUAAAUAAACGGUACUCAUGAUAGCAAUAAUGGAGCAUCAUUUGCUGAGUUCAAGUAUCUACCUUUCCUUGGAUAAUCCCGCCUAAAAAUUGUGCUGUUCUUGAAUCAUUACCUUCUACUGUAUUUUUUAACAUCAGUAUUAACUGUUUCUUUCGACGCAGUCGAGUAAAAGUGCUCAAAUUUGCGAGACCAAUAACACAGUGGCACUUUUUUUUAGGCCUGCCAAUAAUAGUGAGUUGGUGUCAAGUAGUGUAUAACGAUUGAUUACAGUUUAUACUCAUUUGCUUUUGGAAUAGCUCCAUAAA
Molecule: messenger RNA, 7160 nt
Organism: Populus nigra (black poplar)
Lineage: Eukaryota; Viridiplantae; Streptophyta; Magnoliopsida; Malpighiales; Salicaceae
Product: endoribonuclease Dicer homolog 1
Exons: 20
Coding region: 961-6876 (1971 amino acids)
Biological process (GO): siRNA processing
Cellular component (GO): nucleus; cytoplasm
Molecular function (GO): ATP binding; RNA binding; protein binding
Source: RefSeq, a predicted model, not a curated record